Lethenteron reissneri (Far Eastern brook lamprey) is the source of this 1890-nucleotide messenger RNA. RefSeq names its product solute carrier family 39 member 11 (gene SLC39A11). Lineage: Eukaryota; Metazoa; Chordata; Hyperoartia; Petromyzontiformes; Petromyzontidae. Gene Ontology annotation, biological process: zinc ion transmembrane transport. The record is from RefSeq and is a predicted model, not a curated record. Gene Ontology annotation, molecular function: zinc ion transmembrane transporter activity. Gene Ontology annotation, cellular component: membrane.
AGGGGGUAGAGGGGGAGUGAGGAGGAGGAGGAGGAGGGGGGAGCGAUGAUCGAGGGGGUCGACCCGGUGCUGCAGAGUCUGCUGGGCACCCUGUUCACGUGGGGACUCACGGCAGCCGGAGCAGCACUCGUCUUCCUGCUGCCGGGGAGAGGCACGGGAAAGGUUCUGGAUGGAAGUCUCGGUUUUGCCGCUGGGGUGAUGAUGGCGGCCUCCUACUGGUCCCUGCUGGCCCCCGCUAUCGAGCUGGCUGCCGAGGGCGGGGGGCUGCUGGCGCCCCUCCCCUUCGUCCCGGCCGCGAUCGGAUUCCUCGCCGGCGCCGCCUUCGUCCACGCGGCCGAUCGGUGCCUCCCGGCGGCGGACGCGGCCCAGGCGGUGGCCGUGCCGAUGGACGGCGCCAAGAAGCGCGACGACCCCCACGGCGAGGGCCUCCCCACGCUGCACGGCAGCCUCACAGCCGUGCACAUCGAGCGGGACAAGUCUGACAAUGGAGAGGUGUUCCAAAGGAGGAGGCCGGGCGCCGUCGCCGGUGGCGGAAUGGGAGUGGGAGGGGGAGGAGGGGGGGGAGGAGGGGGGGGCUGGGGGGGAUCGGACGCGGCGAUCACCGGACCCGCCACUCUCGCUCCGGAGAGCCGGCGAGCCGAGAGCUGGCGCAGGAUACUCCUCCUGAUCCUCGCCAUCACCAUCCACAACAUCCCAGAGGGCCUUGCUGUCGGCGUGGGCUUUGGAGCCAUCGGCAAGACGAAGUCGGCCACGUUUGAGAACGCGCGGAAUCUGGCGAUCGGAAUCGGCAUCCAGAACUUCCCGGAAGGCCUCGCGGUCAGCCUGCCGCUGAGGGGGGCGGGCGUGCCCCCGUGGAAAGCGUUCUGGUACGGGCAGCUGAGCGGGAUGGUGGAGCCCGUGGCGGGGGUGCUGGGCGCCGUCGCCGUCAUGGUGGCCGAGCCGCUGCUGCCCUUCGCACUCGCCUUCGCCGCGGGGGCCAUGGUCUACGUCGUGGUGGAUGACAUCAUCCCCGAGGCCCACGCCGGCGGCAACGGCAAGCUGGCGUCGUGGUCGGCCAUCGUGGGCUUCGUGGUGAUGAUGUGUCUGGACGUUGGGCUGGGCUGAGGGGCCAGGACGGGAUACCCACGGCGCACAACGACACACGUCACACCACGACACACAACACGACACACGACACACCACGACACACACACCACACCACGACACACGUCACACCACGACACACGUCACACCACGACACACACCACGACACACACCACACCACGACACACAACACACCACGACACACAACACACCACGACACACGACACACCACAAUACACACCACGACACACGACACACCACGACACACGUCACACCACAACACACCACGACACGCAACACACACGUCACACCACGACACACAACACACCACGACACACGUCACACCACGACACACAACACACCACGACACACGUCACACCACGACACACAACACACCACGACACGUCACACCACGACACACACCACACACGUCACACCACGACACACAACACACCACGACACACGUCACACCACGACACACCACGACACGCAACAUACCACGACACACAACACACCAUGACACACACCACGACACACGUCACACCACGACACACAACACACCACGACACACGUCACACCACGACACACACCACGACACACACCACACACGUCACACGUCACACCACGACACACGUCACACCACGACACACCACGACACACAACACACCACGACACACGUCACACCACGACACACCACGACACGCAACAUACCACGACACACAACACACCAUGACACACACCACGACACACGUCACACCACGACACACCACGACACGCAACAUACCACGACACACAACACACCAUGAC